This is a messenger RNA of Nilaparvata lugens (brown planthopper), 4250 nucleotides long. Its product is annotated as multidrug resistance-associated protein 4-like. Lineage: Eukaryota; Metazoa; Arthropoda; Insecta; Hemiptera; Delphacidae. The record is from RefSeq and is a predicted model, not a curated record. The transcript is spliced from 3 exons. The coding region runs from base 80 to 313 and encodes 77 amino acids.
CGCUCUUAUUCAAAAGACAAUUAGAAGGAAAUUUACGAAUUGCACAGUUCUGACCAUCGCUCACCGACUUAACACUAUUAUGGACUCCGAUAUGGUUCUAGUUAUGAGUGCUGGAUCUCUUGUUGAGUACAAUCAUCCUUACCUUCUUUUGAAAAAUUCUGACGGAAUUUUCUUCAAAAUGGUUGAACAGACUGGAAAAUCAACUGCCGAAGCUCUGCACAAAAUUGCUGCUGAAUGUUACAAAAAAUACAUAGAUGAGGAUGAUGAGGAUGAUAUCUAUAACAAACGAGCCAGCAGUGUAACAGAUCUUUAAUUUGUACGAGUUUUUCUCGUAUUACUGAUAAUUAAAUAAACAACCCCUAUUUUCACUGGAAAGUGUACCAAAACUUGAAAAAUACAAAAAUAAAAACACGUGAUGUUUUGUGAUUGUAUUUGUACAAUGUGAUAAGGAAACUAAAGAAUAUUGUUUAAGAAGAGUUAGUUAGAUCUCUUGGUUCGGUUCUUAUAAACUAUAGGGAUACAGUAUAAGGUUCACUACAAACUGUCUGAAUAUAAAGCAGUGAUUUCAUUAUUUGAAAGUGAUGCUGACAGUUUGUAAAGAAUCACACUAUAUUGCCAAUAAUUUUGGCAAUAUUUUUCAUGAUUAUUAGUAAACGUUUAUCUUUUAUGUUCCUCCUUAUUUUUCCAAUAUGUGUUUAGUUUCUUCAGUCGAUUCUCAUUUUAUGACUUAUAUCCUAGAAAAAAUGAAGAAAUUGUUUAUUUCUUAUGCAAAAAAAAAACUUUAAAAAACUUGAUUUCAUAGUUAAGACUAUAAGUGUAUUUUGAAUGUAUUCUCAAAGAUGAACGAAAUUUGCUUAGAGUUCGAAUUGAAUCGCAAUGGCUAAAUUUCCCUUUAUGUAUUACUUUAAGUUACUAGGUACCUAAAAAGUGGCUACCUUAUGCCAGUAUUUAUUAUUCGAUUUAAAUUGCAUUUCAUGCAAUAUGUAUGCAAUAGGUCUAGUGUUUGAACAGGGUUUUCCUGUAUUAUCCUAUAGGUUGGCCAAAACAAGUUAUUGACUAUCUUCAAAUGUUUCUAAUUUUUUGUUGGCCUAUGAGUGCUUUUGCAUUUAUAUAUUUAGAUUGUCCAGAUUUUGAAGGAACAGUCCCCUGGCUUCCAAAUGACCCCAUAUUAGAUCUGUAUGCAGUCUUCAACUAAAUACAGUUCAUACUGUGACUGCCUUAGUCUAUUUUGUUUCUUGAUGAAAUUUAAAUCUAUAUGUAAACAAAUAUGUGUUUUGUAUAGACGAAUAAAGGAAAUUGGCAUUGUAAAAAUUAAAGAUUUUGUUGCACUGUUAAAUUGAAAUAUAUUUUUUCAGAAAAUUAUUAUCAAUAUUGUUUUAUUCAAUAUUUUUGUAUUUUUACAAGAAAUAUUAUAUCUUGAACUCACUAGACCAAAUGAUAAUACCCUUGAAAACUAAAUUUAUUGCUCUCAUUUAAUUGUAAGUUUGGUUUAAUUCUUCUUGUAGUAUAAUUUGUAGAUCUUUUGUGUUCUUCGAUAGUAGACAUUUCUUAGAUAAUCUCAGCUUUAUAUUGUUCAAACAGAAACAAUUUCUUUUUUUGUCAUUUUUGGUAGUAAAAUUAUGUAGAUAAUGGAUGUUGUGGAAUAAAUUCAAUAUUUAAGAGAAGUUUAAUGUUAUUCUAUAAUGUGAGCAAGUUUAUUCAUGACCCAUGCAUAUUUAAAAUUGGCAGAACAGAAUCUUGCGAUGGUAGUACAACAAAUUAAAAUUCUAAAUUAUUGAUGAAUUAAAUAUAAUUUAUAAUUGAAGAUUUCAGGUGUGAUAUUAUUAGACAUCUUCAAUUGGCGUUUACUGUGUUUCAUUAUUGUUAACAAUCUGAUCUUAAUUCUCAGUAACUUACACAAGCCAAUAUUGUAAUCUAUAUUAUAGGUAUAUAUUAUUAUUCAUCCAACAGUACAACUCUUAAUUAAUUUUUAUCUCUUCUAGCGGUUGUAGAUUUAUUCUUUUAUUUUCUAUACAUUGAAUUAUUACGUUGUUUUAUUCCUUUGUUAUUCCUAAUUAUAGUGUUUUUGAUUCAUGCUAAUGUAUUAUUACAUUGUUUGAAAAUAUCUUAAUCAAAUAUCUCAUAUGUAUGCUUCAUAUUCUCUGUUGAUCGAAAUCCUUCUAUAUACCGUAAUCAACAUCAAAUAAUUUAUAAUAAUCUUCCAGAAUUACAAUUGUUUAAUAAAAAUGUAAUAUUAAAUUAAUUUGAAACUGUAAUGCAGAAACGUAAAUUUAAUAUAAAACGAUAAUUGAAUAUUUUUUUGAAUACAGAGAUUAUAUUCAUUAUUAUGUAAUGAUGUUGAUAAAUAUAUUACGGUACUUUGAAUUAAUUGUAUUCAAUAUUCUUUCAUAAUUGUAUUGAAAUUUUCAGUACUUAAUCAGCUACAGGUUUGAAGUCUGAUGUUACUUAAUGAAUAACAUGGUCUGGAUAAUUUAACUACUUAAUUCACUGGCAAAAAUUCAAUUUUAUAGUACUCAAUACCUUUAUAGUUCAAAACACUUUUAUGAGAUUGAAUUAUGAAAAUCUGGCCAGAACUUUAUGUAUCAAUGUUGAGUAAGUUAAUUUUUUCUCUGAUAAAACAACAAAUUAUUUUUAGUUGAAAAUACUGUACAAGAUUAUUAAUUCGAUUUUUUAUUAGUUUUUUGUGUUACAUUUAAUAUCUAUAUAGUACCUGGUGCUGUUUACGAUAUAAAACUAAGUGUUAGAUUGUUUAGAAAUAACGUAGCAGAAUACUUGAUAAUGCGAAUAUCUGUUAUGAGAUGAUAUUUAGUAUUAAUGGAAAAUGUUGAUAUUAAAUCUAUUAAACUAUAAAUAUGUGCCUUAUGUAUAAACCAUGCCUUUUCAAAUGAUUAAUGUGCCUAGCGUGUUAUAGAUAAUGCAGUAGAUUUAUAUCUAUUGUAAUAAUAUUGUUAUUGAAAAUAAUUAUUGAGAAAUUGGUACAGAUCGAUCAAGUAUAAUUGAAUGAGUUAUUUGUUUAUUAUUAAGCUACUGUAUUUGUAUGUUAGUAAUUGGAAUACCAAUUUUUAUCUUAACUAAUGUACCUUAUCGAAAUUUGUAUUUGAUGUGUCAAAAUCUAUCAUUCAUUCAACACAUAGCAUUUAUUAUAUUCUUGAACCAUUUGUAAAAAUAAGAAAAAGAUGCAAAUUUUGUUCUAGCUCUCCUCAAAAAAUGUUUUUUUAUUAUUGUAAAUAAUUUGAUUCAAGAAAAUGUCUUUGGAAAGCGAAAUACCGUAUUGUAAAUAAUUUUAUUCAAGAAAUUGUCUUUGGAAAGCGUGAUACUUUCAUUAUGGAAGAAAACAUUAUACAAGAUGCGAAAAGAAGUAAAAUUGUACAAGAUACAAAAUUAUCAUUUACAGUGAUUUUCAAUCCAGUUUUGUACGUAAGUUACAUCCAAUAUAUAUUUUUCCAGUAGCUUAUUGAUGGAAUCUUCCUUUUUUAUUUUUGUAGUAGUUACUCUGUAGCUUCACAAGUGAUUCUUUCUAGUGUUAGUUCUAGUUUUUACACGAUCAAUUUGAAAUUUAUUGUGGUACUUAAUCUCUAUUCCAGUAGGAACGUUGGCCGUUUUCAUUCAGAAUUUGUUUUAAAUUCAGUUGGUGUAUUCCACUAGUGUUUUUAUUUUCAAUGUUAAGUAGACUUAAACAUCCUUUAGAAGGCAAGUUUCACCAGAUCAUUAAUUACCGUUUCCGUGUUCAUCAACACCAAUUAAAUUAUAUUUUCAAAAUUUUGUAUUAUAAUCAAUUGUAAAAGAGGUUCAAGUAAUGAGGUUUAAAAGAGAGGCUUUUAAAAGAGGUUCUGUUCUGAAAGAGUCUGAUUAAAAGAAUCAAAAUAAAAUGUAACACGCAAUAAUUUCACAGUAAGAUGUUUUUCAAUAUUCCUUGUUCCAAAACAAUUUUUGUGAAAUUCUCAUAACAAAAUCAUUUCAAAUACAGUCUCUGUAUUUUGAAAAACAUUUAAAUAACUAGAUAUCGUGUUUUAAAAUCUGAAGGCAUUCUCUUGAACUAAUUAUUCAUUUUUCUCAUUGCUCCUUGUGAACCACCUAAACUCAUUUCUAUUUAAUUUUUCUCAGUAUGUACAAUAUAUUUUAGGAAAAAAUUGAUAUCUUUUUAGAAGUAUGAUGUCAACUGUACCAGACAAAUAUAUGCCUCAAAAAUGUGUUCAAAGUAAUUUAAAUGUUCAAAAUUGAUGAAAUGGUUUUCAAAUAAAAAUUUAUUG